Molecule: messenger RNA, 3407 nt
Organism: Cyprinodon tularosa
Lineage: Eukaryota; Metazoa; Chordata; Actinopteri; Cyprinodontiformes; Cyprinodontidae
Gene: paqr9
Product: progestin and adipoQ receptor family member 9
Exons: 1
Coding region: 369-1526 (385 amino acids)
Cellular component (GO): membrane
Molecular function (GO): signaling receptor activity
Source: RefSeq, a predicted model, not a curated record
GGAUUAGGUUUACAUAAGCUGGAUGUUUGAUAAUGUUCCCAGGGGGGUCACUGAGGAAACCCAGUGAAGAAAAGGAAGUGUUCUUUAAUGCUGUGUGUGCUGGGCAUUGCACCAGAUCUCGUCUCUCCUUUCUCUGGAUUAAUCCUCACUUUGUUAGUGUAAAUUGGCCAAGAACUCACAAGGCCUGCACUGGAUGCUGUAAUCAUUGAUCCUGCAGGAGCUGGACUGAACUGUCCUUUAGAUCCUCGCAAGCCGUUAACACCUCACAUGCUUCACCAACCAUGCAGUUCCGAGAGCAACCAGGAAGUACGGCGUAAAGGUUACUGGCUGUUACUCUUUGUUGGUGGCAGAAACACUCUUACCUCACCAUGCUUCUAAACUGUGGUCAGCCGUUGCCUCUGCUGAGUCACACGGAUGUACCCCCCCGUGUCACAGAAAACUUCAUCCUGACAGGGUAUCGCUUCCCAAACUACAGCCUGAGGGAAUGCUUGUUGUCUGCGUUCAGGCCCACCAAUGAAACGGGCAACUUCUGGACACACUUUCUUCCCAUUUUCAUUUUUGCUUACUACUUUGUGGAGGUGUUUGGUUGGGAUGGGGCCCCUGAUGCCGACGCCCCAUUCUUUUACCCUAUGUGGAACUACUUUAUUGGGGUUUUUUGUCUGCUCAUGGCCAGCAGCUUGGCCCACCUACUGAACUCUAUGUCUCUGGUUGUAAGGGAGGUUUGCUUUUUUGUGGAUUACGGCACAAUUAGCGCCUACACCGUUGGCUCGUCGCUGGCAUACUACUACUACAUCCAUCCUCGUGCAGGUAUAGUGGAGAGAGGACAGCGGAACAGCUCCCAUUCGGCCCUGAAUCGUGAGGAUGAGGGGGUUCUUGCAUCCUCACCAAUGCCAGAUAUUAGUCUGUUCUUUGAGAACUACUAUAUGCCGUGUGCAUGUGUUAUAGCCAUCAUAUGCGUCUUAUCCUGCUGCAACACCCGCCAGAGGUGGAGGGAGCAUCGAUACAUCAUUCGGACCCUGGUUUUCCUCCUGCCGUUCCUCAUGUCUUCCACUCCUAUCUUUUACCGUUUCCUCACCACCUCGCCGUACUCCACCACCUCAUCCUCCUUUGCUGCCUCGACAACCAUGCCCUGCUUCUUCUACCGUCACUCUCUCUGGCUGCUGGUGUCGGCCCUGUUUAACAUCAGCAAGGUCCCAGAGAGACUGGCCCCUGGCCGUUUCGACAUAUGGGGCCACAGCCACCAGUGGUUCCACUGCUGCACGUUUUUGUCCAUCCUUGACGAGCUCCACAUGAUCCAGGCUGAGGUGAGGGCCAUCCUGCUCAACCCUGAUUUCCUCUUACCCCCCACCACGCUGUCCCCCCUACCCGGACCUACCGUUGCUUCCACCUACGGACUCAUGUUCCUCCUCCAGACUACCAUUAUCUCAAUCAUCGUGGGUUUCUCCUGGCAUGCAAACUCUAUCUACGGCCCCCAGAGAGACCAACUAAAGAAGGAACAUCCAUUUAAACACAUGAAAGUCAACUGAUCCAGUAGAGGUCAUUCUUCUUUACUGUGAAAGAUGAUUUGCACAUGCCCUCAAAGCCAUACCAUUAAUAACUGCUCAAGAAAACAAUUUUACCAAUUUGAUUCCAAGUCUCUAAUGUGUUCCGAGUCCCUCUGGACCCAUUAAGAAGCUUUCAUAAGGACCUAGGGGACAAGAGGAGAUGAAAGGUUAUUUCUGGGCUCUCCACAGGGAAGCUGUCUUGUCGAGAGGAUAUUGAAAAUCUCUGCCAGUUAUUUUUUUCCCCAGAGCACCUUCAGCAUGUUCCAACAGGAUGUCUAACUGUGGAGGAUAAUGACUACUGCAGUUGGCUGAGCUCUGGAGGAUUUGUGAGCUACAGGACUCUAGUGCCGGAUUCUGGUAACAUUUUGGAAAUGUCACUCUGCCGUUUCUAAUUCCUCUGGUCUGGUCCAUUCUUUAAUUGCACUUCCCUUUCCUCUAUUUAGUAUUUAACUAUAUUCAUUUUUUAAAUUUAGUGUAACCCUAACUGUCUUUCUUAGUCAUUUCCUCAUCAUGAAUUGUUUAGCGUAUCCUUUUGUGGCCUUCAGGAAGUCUUGGGUUGUCUCAUUUCCCCUUUCUUGAGCCCUGCAGCAGGAAGUUGCAUGGCCUUAAAAGACGGCAACACAAACAGCUGAGACCUCGUAUAAAUCACAUAAUAAAGCACUUUCAGGGGCCAGUGAGACUAGCCCCGUCUUUAAAAAGCCAUGUUCACUUUCGAAUCUGAAAGGAUGUUUUUGCAAUUUAAAGGCAUAUUAUGAUCUCCUGCUGUAAAAGUCAUCGUUUUCUUUAGAUGUGAAACAUAUUCGUGGUGCAUUUAAUGCAUUUGCUGCAUCUCUAACCAGCUUUCAAUCACAUUUAGGCACCUGUCCCCGUCUUAUUCAGAUGUAUUUCUUUUCUUUCAUGUUAGAAAUGAAGGUUUUCUUUACUAUGUGAGUUGGACAAUGAUUGACUUGGAUUGUAGCUGUUCACUGAGUACUUUCUUCCUCAGAGUUUAGUUUUUGUUAAAGUUGGGUUCUUGCGGACGUUAUCAGUUGAUGUAAUCUUACCUGCAGUAACUGCUUACUUUAAUGACUUCAGCUUAUAUUGACGGAAAAAGAAGCUUGUGUCAGACCAAACUGGAUCUUGCUGUGUUUACGAUUUUAUGGCGGCUCAAUGGUAUUUCCUAAGCUCUUGAAUUUCAAUCAUAUAUUGUAUCAGACAAUUACUCACAUUUGAAUCUACUGUUAUUUACAAAAAGGUCUAUAUAAAUCACAGACUUCAGUUAUGAUGUCCUCAUGGAAAACCACAUUUGAGGAUCCUACCUGCUAGUAAAUCAUAAUCUGAUAUGAAAUAAUAAAUGCUGUUAUAUUGCAGCAAAUUAUGGCCAAUUGGACUUUGAUCAUACAUUUUUAUAGCUCUUACACUCUGGCAACUUUAACCAAAUCACACUCACAGUCAUAUACUAGAUAGAUCAUUAGCCAACUUGGUGAUAAAUGCCUUGCCACUGGAACUAUAAACAACGACAGGAGGGAACAGGAAUCAAACCUACAAUCUUUCAAGUGGCAACUUCAUUGCCCACAAAUUAAGACUAUAUCUAUCUUUAAACUGCAUUUUCAGAAGCAGUUUUUAAUGUUUCUGUUUAGGACUCUAUUAUGGUCCGUUUUAUAAGUCAUGUUUUUUCCUAUUUAGUUAAGGAGUUACUCACUGCUGGUAAGACAGUAACUAGUUAACCUCCCUAUAUAACUCUACUUCGAAACCCAACGAAUCCAUUUAAAGUCGUAGGGAAGUCAUAUUUAAAUUUUAAAUUAUUGUGGCUUAAACAUGUAUAUAAAUGUACUCUUUAACAGAAUAUAUUUUCCCAAAAGUUAGAAAAUUUAUUUUUAGCAA